ACAGGGAAACAGGUACAAUAAUCCUAAUGUCAAUUCACACACAUUGUAAACAGUUUGUUAAAUAGAAUGAGCAUUGGAAAUAUUAUUUCUACGCCAAUGCUUAUAUUUAUUUUAGCUUAAUUCUCAGCCUCUAAUGUGUUUGGUAAUGCCAUUUGUAUUUCGACAGAACAAAAAAUACAGUAGUGCUAGCCUCAGAGUGAAGCCAUUAACCGCAUUUUCCUUCCUACCAUGCAGUGAAUUUGUACUAGAUUGGACACAUGUAACUGGGUGGAUUCAAAUUGUUAAAGAUGGCACUAAAUCUGGAAAGUUUGUUCAUAGGCUGGAGUAACCGCAGCCACGGCUGAUCCAUUUCGUCUACAAUGAUAUUGAGAACAGUGCCAGCCACUUCUGCCUGGCUAUUACAGGUGCUCUUUUUUACAGUACACAUCAUUAAAGUUAGUUCAGGCAACCAAUGCCCAGUCGAAUGUUCCUGCCUGGGUAAUGCGGUCAUUUGUAAGGAUUUGCAGCUUGUGGGAGCCCCAAAUGACCUACCGCCAUGGACUGAAAAUCUAAUACUAAAAGGAAAUAAUUUUUCAAACCUUGAGUUCAACGUUUUGCUCAAUCUACCUAAACUUCAAGAGCUGGACGUCAACUCUAAUGUUUUAGUUGAUAAUUUUACACUUACUUUAUCGAAUGAAACGCAACUCAAGUGGCUUAAGCUCAAUAAAAAUCGACUUACACGCAUACCGGCAUUAAAACUUCUACAUCUAACGCAUCUUUCACUGUCGCAUAAUAAGAUUGAUGUAAUUAACCAAGUAUCUUAUCCAGAGCUUCAAUACUUAGAUCUAAGCAAUAACAAAAUAUAUAAAAUUCAAAAGAGCACUUUUUUUACAUCCCAAUUAAGAAGUUUAAAUCUCAACUCUAAUCAACUUAAAAAUAUAGAAAACGACAGCUUCAAGUACUUGAGCUCUUUGCAAGAAUUACGAUUGAAUAAGAAUCACUUACUUGACUUGAAAGAUUAUCUUCGAAAGCUUGACAAGCUACGUAUACUGGAAGUAAACCGGAAUCAGCUUCGAGAGGUAGAAGCAUUAACUUUCAAAGAGAUGAGAAGCCUCGAAAAAUUACAUCUCAAGAGAAAUAAGAUAGACUCACUCAAUGAUGGUGCUUUUUGGCAACUUAAUAGCCUAAUUGAGCUUCAACUUGACUAUAACGCUUUAAAUGUUGUGUCCAAGGGAGCUCUGUUUGGACUUGAUCAUCUACUUAUUUUUACUUUAUCACAUAACAAGAUAAGCUCUAUCGAGCCACAGUCUUGGGAAAUGUGCAAAGAGAUUAAAGAACUGGAUUUAUCUUACAAUGAACUCAACCGCAUUGAACGAUUAUCUUUUGCCGCCUUAAGAAAGUUAAGAAAGUUACAGUUGGAUCAUAACUCUGUGUUAUAUAUAGCUGAAGGGGCUUUUAAAGAUCUCAUAAGCCUAAAAGUACUGGAGUUGAACUCAAACAAAAUAUCGUACAUUGUUGAGGACGCCAUUGGAAUUUUCGUUCCAUUAAAUCAGCUACAAAAAUUAGGAAUAGCUUACAACCAAAUCAAAUCAAUUCAUAAAAAUGCAUUUAGUGGAUUGACGCAAAUUACUGAACUUGACUUAACUGGAAACAAUAUAACAAGCAUCCAAGAAAAUGCGUUUAGCACGAUGACGUCAACACUUACAUCUUUAAAAAUAAAUACUAGUACUUUAUUCUGCGAUUGUGGACACCAGUGGCUCAGUGUAUGGUUACACUCUAAGCGGUACAGCGACACCAAUAUUCAGUGCGGUUACCCUCACUGGUUACAGGAGAAGUCAUUAACUCAGCUGCAUCAUGCAAAUUUUACAUGUGAUGGGUUUCCUAAGCCACGAAUUGUUGAAGAACCCCAUGGUCAAAUGAGCAUCAAAGGUGAUAAUGUAACGUUGAAAUGCGGAGCAACAAGUACUGCAAACACGUCAUUGAACUUCACUUGGAAGCGAGACAAUGUUGAAUUAAACAAUGAUUCACUAAAAAUGGACUACGUACUGACCUCGUCUAAUGGAUUAACUGUGGCUUCUUCCGUUCUCCAUCUAAUUAACAUUACUAAUAUCCAAGCUGGACGUUAUCAAUGUAUGGUUUCCAAUAACUAUGGAACUUCUUACUCAUCCAAGGCUAAGAUUAACGUACUAGUGUAUCCCUCUUUUUUGAAGAAGCCAGAAGAUAUACGUGUAACGGCUGGCAGUACGGCUAGGCUUGAGUGUUCAGCAACAGGGUCGCCCACACCUCAAAUUGCAUGGCAAAAGGAUGGUGGUAAUGAUUUUCCAGCUGCACGUGAGCGCCGCAUGCAUAAAAUGCCUACAGAUGACGUUCUUUUUAUCGUUAAUACCAAGCCUUCUGACAGCGGAGUUUAUUCUUGUACAGCACAAAAUCUGGCUGGUAUAAUUUCUAUUAAUGCCUCUCUCACUAUACUUGAUCCACCGUCUUUUAUUGAACCGAUGGUUAACAAAGAAGCAGUAGUUGGUGCUUCUGCAGUACUUCAGUGUAUGGCCAGCGGAUCACCGAAGCCCCAGCUGUUUUGGCAAAAAAAUGGUAGUCCGCUUCAAACAACCGAACGCCACUUCUUAACUGCAGAAAACCAGCUUCUUAUAAUUGUUGGCGUUGUACCGACCGAUGCUGGCAAUUAUGAAUGUGAAAUAAGUAAUUCAUUAGGAAGUGUCAAAGGUAUCUCACGUCUGUGUAUUAAAGAUAAGCCAAUACUCAGUGAACGUGACAUCGUGGGAUUAAUCAUUAUCACAGUAGUUUGCUGCGCCGUAGGAACGUCAAUAGUUUGGGUAGUGGUUAUAUAUCAGACACGAAAAAGACUUAACGUCGCUCAAAUAUCUGGUCAACCAACACCAGCACUAGUAGCUAGCCUAGAGCAACAGGUUGAAACGCAUCUUUACUUUGAUACGAGCUCUCAACACAGCAAAGACAGUGGCACUGGUGUGAGUACAAAUCCAAACAACAAGCAGCUUCAGUUUUGUUCACCGGGAAAAACAGUGUCGGAUGUUGUUAGUCAUGAAGAAGAAUCAGAAAACUAUGAAGGAGUUGGGCAUUUACUGUGCUACACAAACCAUGAACGACAUUAUAUUUCUUACAAAUAUAAAGAAGUCAAAUCGUUAGGUCUAGAAAAAACAUUAGAGGAAAAUAGAGCUGUGUCACUACUAACAAAAAAAUAAACAAACUAAGAAAAUUUGAUCAUUGUGGAGCUUCUUUAUUUUUUCAUGUAACAGAACAGUAGAAAUUAGAAAAAUAGAAUGAAUAAUUCACAAUCAAAAACUAUUUAUUUGUCAUAUAUUUUUAUAAGAUUAAAAAAAUGUGCAAAUUAAAAAAAAAGAAAUAUGUGUAAACAACUACACGAUAACAGCUGAGACAAUGUCAUUUUAAGUAAUGAAAAAAUUGUAAUCUACAUCACAGUGUAAAAAA
Molecule: messenger RNA, 3444 nt
Organism: Copidosoma floridanum
Lineage: Eukaryota; Metazoa; Arthropoda; Insecta; Hymenoptera; Encyrtidae
Molecular function (GO): protein binding
Source: RefSeq, a predicted model, not a curated record